CCGCUGUCUGUUUGUCAUUCUGCUCAUGGCAGUGUAUUGGUGCACGGAGGCCCUGCCACUGUCGGUGACAGCACUGCUACCCAUCAUCCUCUUCCCCUUCCUGGGCAUCCUGCCCUCCAACAAGGUCUGCCCCCAGUACUUCCUGGACACCAAUUUCCUCUUCCUCAGUGGAUUGAUCAUGGCCAGCGCCAUCGAGGAGUGGAACCUGCACCGAAGGAUUGCUCUCAAGGUCCUCAUGCUCAUCGGAGUCCAGCCAGCCAGGCUCAUCCUCGGGAUGAUGGUGACCACCUCAUUCUUGUCCAUGUGGCUGAGCAACACGGCCUCCACCGCCAUGAUGCUGCCCAUUGCCAACGCCAUCCUCAAGAGCCUCUUUGACCACAAGGAGACUCGGAAGGACCUCAGCCAGCAGAGUGACGACAGCACAGUUGCUGUGCGGAGAAAUGGGCUGCACACGGCGCCCACAGAGAUGCAGUUUCUUGCCAGCACAGAAGGCAGAGGUCACCCUGAAGAGGCGGAGGCACCACUGGAUCUGCCCUCAGACUCCACCAAGGAGGAGGAAUACCGCAGGAACAUCUGGAAGGGCUUCCUUAUCUCCAUCCCCUACUCGGCCAGCAUUGGGGGCACCGCCACUCUCACAGGCACAGCCCCCAACCUCAUCCUGCUCGGCCAGCUCAAGAGUUUCUUCCCGCAGUGCGACGUGGUGAACUUCGGCUCCUGGUUCAUCUUCGCCUUCCCCCUUAUGCUGCUGUUCCUGCUGGUGGGCUGGCUCUGGAUCUCCUUCCUGUACGGGGGCAUGAGCUUGCGGGGCUGGAGGAAGAAGAAGUCACAGAUAAGAGCUGACGCAGAGGACAAGGCUCGAGCUGUGAUUCGGGAAGAAUUCCGGAACUUGGGACCCACCAAGUUUGCCGAGCAAGCCGUUUUCAUUCUGUUCUGCGCAUUUGCCAUCCUCCUCUUCUCCCGGGAUCCGAAGUUCAUCCCUGGCUGGGCCAGCCUCUUCGACCCUGGGUUCAUUUCCGAUGCUGUCACCGGCGUUGCCAUUGUCAUCAUCUUGUUCUUCUUCCCAUCAAAAAGACCCUCUCUCAAGUGGUGGCUUGAUUUCAAAGCUCCCAACACGGAGACAGAGCCCCUGCUGAGCUGGAAGAAGGCGCAGGAGACCGUGCCUUGGAACAUCAUUUUGCUCCUGGGAGGUGGCUUCGCCAUGGCCAAAGGCUGCGAGGAGUCCGGGCUGUCGGCAUGGAUCGGUGGGCGGCUACACCCCCUGGAGCACGUGCCCCCUGUGCUGGCUGUCCUGCUCAUUACCAUCGUCAUCGCCUUCUUCACGGAGUUCGCCAGCAACACGGCCACCAUCAUCAUCUUCCUGCCCGUCCUGGCGGAGCUGGCCAUCCGCCUGAGAGUGCAUCCACUGUAUCUGAUGAUACCCGGCACAGUUGGCUGUUCCUAUGCCUUCAUGCUGCCUGUCUCUACGCCCCCCAACUCAAUUGCCUUCGCCUCUGGACACUUGCUGGUUAAAGACAUGGUGCGGACAGGCUUCCUGAUGAAUCUGAUGGGUGUCCUGCUGCUCAGCCUGGCCAUGAACACCUGGGCACAGACCAUCUUCCAGCUGGGCACCUUCCCGGACUGGGCCAAUGUCCAUUCAGCCAACGUCACAGCACUGCCACCCACCUUGGCCAAUGACACAUUUCGGACCCUCUGA
Castor canadensis (American beaver) is the source of this 1693-nucleotide messenger RNA. It is a transcript of the gene Slc13a3, whose product is annotated as solute carrier family 13 member 3. Gene Ontology annotation, cellular component: plasma membrane. The record is from RefSeq and is a predicted model, not a curated record. NCBI's taxonomy places the organism in Eukaryota, Metazoa, Chordata, Mammalia, Rodentia, Castoridae. Gene Ontology annotation, molecular function: citrate transmembrane transporter activity; sodium:dicarboxylate symporter activity; succinate transmembrane transporter activity. Gene Ontology annotation, biological process: citrate transport; succinate transmembrane transport.